UUCAUUGAGGAGGAUUCAAACUUCCGGUUCUGUCAUGGGGAUAUUGUGGUGUGUCUGAUAAAAGAAAGAAAAAAUAACCCCAUCAACAUCGGAAUUUGAGGAUUAACUGGUUGAAAAUAGCAAAGGAAUCAUUAUUUAUACGGAUAAUUCAAGUGGCCCAUCGCGGCUCGCACCCGGCCGGCCAUGGCGGCGCAUAAACCCGUGGAAUGGGUUCAGGCCGUAAUUAGUAGAUUCGACGAGCAGCUUCCAGUCAAAGUGGGCCAACAGAACACUCACACCAAAGUCAGCACAGAGCACAACAAGGACUGUCUGAUACACAUCUCCAAGUACAAGUUCUCACUGGUCAUCAGUGGCCUCACAAACAUACUGAAGAAUGUGAACAACAUGCGAAUAUUUGGGGAGGCUGCGGAGAAGAACCUGUAUCUCUCUCAGCUCAUCAUCCUGGACACACUGGAGAAGUGCCUUGCUGGGCAACCGAAGGACUGCAUGCGUCUGGAUGAGACCAUGCUGGUGAAACAGCUGCUGCCAGAGAUCUGUCAUUUCAUCCACACGUACCGCGAGGGCCACCAGCAUGCCGCCGAGCUACGUAGCUCCGCCUCCGGGGUCCUCUUCUCCCUCAGCUGCAACAACUUCAAUGCCGUGUUCAGCCGCAUCUCCACCAGGUUGCAGGAGCUCACCGUGUGUUCGGAGGACACAGUGGAUGUCCAUGACAUCGAGCUCAUCCAGUACAUUAAUGUGGACUGUGCCAAGCUAAAGAAACUGCUACAAGAGACAGUGUUUAAAUUCAAAGCCCUCAAGAAGCCUGCCCAGCUAAGUGUCAUCAACAGCUUAGAGAAGGCCUUCUGGAACUGGGUUGAGAACUACCCUGAUGAGUUCACCAUGCUGUACCAGAGGCCACAGACAGACAUGGCUGACUGUGCAGAGAAGCUGUUUGACCUGGUGGACAGUUUUGCUGAGAGUGCCAAGAGGAAGGCAGCCGUGUGGCCACUGCAGAUCAUCCUCCUCAUCCUCUGUCCCGACAUCACACAGGACAUCUCCAGAGAGACUGUAGACGACACCAAGGUCAAUAAGAAACUGUUCCUGGAGAACCUGAGGAAGGCCCUGGCCGGCCACGGGGGCAGUAAACAGCUGACUGAGAGUGCUGCCAUCGCCUGUGUCAAACUCUGCAAGGCCUCCACCUACAUCAACUGGGAGGACCACUCUGUCAUCUUCCUCCUGGUGCAGUCCAUCGUAGUGGACCUUAAGGCCCUGCUCUUCAACCCAGCCAAGCCUUUCUCCAGAGGGGCGGGAAGCCAGAACGCAGACGUGGACCUCAUGAUCGACUGCUUUGUCUCUUGUUUCCGCAUCAAUCCCCACAACAACCAGCAUUUUAAGGUCUGCCUGGCGUCAUCCUCCCCUCCCACCUUCCACUUCGUCCUGGUCAACUCCCUACACAGAAUCAUCACCAAUUCUCCAUUGGACUGGUGGCCUAAGAUUGAUGCGGUGUACUGCUACUCAGGAGAGCUGAGGAUCAUGGUUUCUGAGACGCUGGGUCACGUGAUGAGGGGCUGCAGUACGCAUGCUCCCCUCCGCAUGACUCCGAGUCUGACCUUCAAGGAGAAGAUGACCAGUCUGAAGUUCAAGGAGAAGACCACAGACCUGGACACGCGUAGCCACAAGUACCUUCUGCUGGCUCUCGUCAAGCUCAUCCAUGCUGACCCCAAACUCAUGCUACAUAACCCGGGUAAGCAGGGUCAGGAGAUCCAGAGCAGUACAGCAGAGCUGAUCACCGGCCUGGUGCAGCUGGUGCCUCUGGCCAACAUGGGAGAGUGUUCACAGGAGGCCAUGGAGGCCCUCUUGGUCCUGCAUCAACCUGAGGCCAUAGAGCUGUGGAACCCAGAUGCUCCCAUUGAAACCUUCUGGGACAUCAGUUCCCAGGUGCUCUUCUUCAUCUGUAAGAAGCUGGUUGGCCACCAGAUGAUCAACAGUACAGAGAUCCUUAAGUGGCUGAGGGAGAUCCUCAUCUGCAGGAACAAGUUCCUCCUCAGGAACAAGGAGCGGGCCACGGUGGGCAGCGGCAUCCCGAUCUGCAGACAGGCCCAGACCAAGCUGGAGGUGUGUCUCUACAUGUUCCUGUGGAGCCCUGACAUGGAGGCCGUUCUGGUGGCCAUGUCCUGCUUCAGACACCUGUGUGAGGAGGCUGAGGUCCGCUGUGGAGUGGACGAGGUCCCGGUCCAGACCAUCCUGCCCAACUACAACACCUUCAUCGAGUUUGCCUCCGUCAGCAACAUGAUGUCCACAGGCCGGUCAGCCCUGCAGAAGAGAGUGAUGGCUCUGUUGAGGCGGAUCGAACAUCCUACUGCAGGAAACACAGAAGCAUGGGAAGACACGCAUGCAAAAUGGGAGCAGGCGACCAAAUUAAUCCUCACCCAUCCCAAAACUAAGCUAGAGGAUGGCCAGGAGUGGAUCAACAUGACUGGCUUCCUGUGUGCUCUGGGAGGUGUGUGUCUGCAGCAGCGCAGCGCCCCAGGCCUGGCCACCUACAGCCCCCCCAUGGGGCCUCUCAGUGAGAGGAAGGGCUCCAUGAUCUCCAUGGGCUCCUGUGAGGGGAACACGGAGACGCCCCUGGGCCGCUUCCUGGACCGCCUGCUGUCCCUCAUGGUUUGCAGCCAUGAAAAGGGUGUUCAGAUCCGGACCAAUGUUAAGGAUCUGGUGGGCCUGGAGCUCAGCCCAGCUCUCUACCCCAUGCUCUUCAACAAACUGAGGAACAGCAUCAGCCGCUUCUUCGACGCACAGGGGCCGGUUCCCAUCAAUGACACUAACACCCAGUUUGUGGAGCAGACCAUUGCCAUCAUGAAGAACCUACUGGACAACAACACUGAGGGCAGCUCAGAGCACCUGGGACAGGCCAGCAUAGAGACCAUGAUGCUCAACCUGGUCAGGUACGUGCGUAUCCUGGGCAACAUGGUGCAUGCCAUCCAGAUGAAGACCAAGCUGUGCCAGCUGGUGGAGGUGAUGAUGGAGAGACGAGAUGACCUGUCCUUCUGCCAGGAGAUGAAGUUCAGGAAUAAGAUGGUGGAGUACCUAACAGACUGGGUGAUGGGCACCUCAAACCAGGCGGCUGAUGAUGAUGUCAAGUGUCUUACCAGGGACCUGGACCAGGCCAGUAUGGAGGCGGUGGUGUCUCUGCUAGCUGGCCUGCCCCUCCAGCCUGAGGAGGGAGAUGGAGUGGAACUGAUGGAGGCCAAGUCCCAGCUCUUCCUCAAGUACUUCACCCUGUUCAUGAACCUACUGAAUGACUGUAGUGAGGUGGAGGAUGAUGGGCAGCAGGUGGCAGGGAGGAAGAGGGGCAUGUCUCGACGCCUGGCCUCCCUCAGACACUGCACCGUCCUGGCCAUGUCCAACCUCCUCAACGCCAACGUGGACAGUGGCCUCAUGCACUCCAUUGGUCUGGGCUACCAUAAGGACCUGCAGACGAGGGCCACCUUCAUGGAGGUGCUGACUAAGAUCUUGCAGCAGGGGACAGAGUUUGACACACUGGCAGAGACAGUGCUUGCUGACCGUUUUGAGAGGCUGGUGGAGCUGGUCACCAUGAUGGGAGACCAGGGAGAGCUGCCUAUUGCCAUGGCUCUGGCCAACGUAGUGCCCUGCUCCCAAUGGGAUGAGCUGGCGCGGGUGCUGGUGACUCUGUUUGACUCACGCCACCUCCUCUACCAGCUGCUGUGGAACAUGUUCUCCAAGGAGGUGGAGCUUGCUGACUCCAUGCAGACACUUUUCAGAGGAAACAGUCUAGCCAGUAAAAUCAUGACCUUCUGCUUUAAGGUGUAUGGGGCCACAUACCUGCAGAAGCUUCUAGAGCCUCUUCUCAGAGGGGUCAUCACCGCCCCAGAGUGGCAGCUCAUCAGCUUCGAGGUGGACCCCACCAGGCUGGAGCAGAGUGAGAUCCUGGAGGAGAACCAGAGGAACCUGCUGCAGAUCACCAACCGUUUCUUCCUGGCCAUCAUCAACUCCUCCACAGAGUUCCCCCCUCAGCUGCGCAGUGUCUGUCACUGCCUGUUCCAGGCAACUUGCCACUCUCUACUGAAUAAAGCCACAGUUAAAGAGAAAAAGGAAAGCAAAAAAGCAGUGGUCAGCCAGCGUUUCCCCCAGAACAGCAUAGGGGCGGUGGGCAGUGCCAUGUUCCUACGUUUUAUCAACCCUGCCAUAGUGUCCCCCUAUGAGGCAGGCAUCCUGGAUAAGAAACCUCCUCCCAGGAUUGAGAGGGGCCUUAAGCUCAUGUCCAAGAUCCAGCAGAGCAUUGCCAACCAUGUUGUAUUCACCAAAGAGGAGCACAUGAGGCCUUUUAAUGACUUUGUCAAAAGCAACUUUGAUGCAGCUAGAAGGUUUUUCCUGGACAUCGCAUCAGACUGCCCUGCCAGUGACUCAGUCAACCACAGCCUGUCCUUCAUCAGUGAUGGCAACGUUCUGGCCCUGCACCGGCUGCUGUGGAACAACCAGGAAAAGAUAGGACAGUACCUCUCUAGCAACAGGGAUCAUAAGGCAGUGGGAAGACGGCCUUUUGACAAGAUGGCCACCCUCCUGGCCUACCUGGGGCCCCCAGAGCACAAACCUGUGGCUGACACCCACUGGUCCAGCCUCAACCUCACCAGCUCCAAGUUUGAGGAGUUUAUGACAAGACACCAGGUACAUGAGAAAGAUGAGUUCAAAGCCCUGAAGACCCUCAACAUCUUCUACCAGGCUGGCACCUCCAAGAACGGCAACCCUGUCUUCUACUACAUCACACGCAGAUUUAAGACUGGCCAGAUCAAUGGUGAUCUCCUCAUCUACCACGUGCUGCUGACCCUGAAGCCCUACUACGCCAAGCCCUAUGAGAUCGUUGUGGACCUGACCCACGCCGGACCCAGCAACCGCUUCAAGACCGACUUCCUGUCCAAGUGGUUCGUGGUGUUCCCGGGCUUCGCCUACGAGAAUGUGGCGGCCAUCUACAUCUACAACUGCAACACGUGGGUGAGGGAGUACACCAAGUACCACGAGAGGUUGCUGACAGGCCUGAAGGGGAGCAAGAAGCUGCUGUUCAUUGACUCCCCGGCGCGGCUAGCGGAGCACGUGGAGCCUGACCAGCAGAAGCUGCCUGCGGCCACGCUAGCCCUGGAGGAGGACCUCAAGGUGUUCCACAACGCCCUCAAACUGGCCCACAAGGAUACCAAGGUCUCCAUCAAGGUGGGUUCCACAGCGGUCCAGGUGACAUCAGCAGAGCGGACCCGGGUCCUGGGCCAGUCGGUCUUCCUGAACGACAUCUACUACGCCUCGGAGAUCGAGGAGAUCUGCCUGGUGGACGAGAACCAGUUCACCCUGACCAUUGCCAACCAAGGCACACCGCUCACCUUCAUGCACCAGGAGUGUGAGGGCAUCGUGCACUCCAUCAUCCACAUCAGGACGCGCUGGGAGCUGUCCCAGCCAGACUCCAUCCCCCAGCACACCAAGAUCAGGCCCAAAGACGUGCCAGGCACCCUGCUCAACAUCGCCCUGCUCAACCUGGGCAGCUCUGACCCCAGCCUCAGGUCUGCAGCCUACAACCUGCUGUGUGCCUUAACCUGCACCUUCAACCUGAAGAUAGAAGGCCAGCUGCUGGAGACCUCAGGGCUGUGUAUCCCUGCCAACAACACGCUUUUCAUAGUGUCCAUCAGCAAGACGCUGGCCGCCAACGAACCACACCUCACCCUGGAGUUCCUGGAGGAGUGCAUCUCUGGCUUCAGCAAAUCCAGUAUUGAGCUGAAGCACCUGUGUCUGGAGUACAUGACCCCCUGGCUGCUCAACCUGGUGAGGUUCUGUAAGCACAACGACGACGCCAAGCGCCAGCGGGUCACUGCCAUCCUGGACAAGCUCAUCACCAUGACCAUCAACGAGAAGCAGAUGUACCCCUCUAUCCAGGCUAAGAUCUGGGGUAGUCUGGGACAGAUAACGGACCUGCUGGACGUGGUGCUGGACAGCUUCAUCAAGACCAGCGCUACAGGAGGCCUGGGAUCUAUCAAGGCUGAGGUGAUGGCCGACACGGCUGUGGCUCUGGCCUCAGGGAAUGUCAAGUUGGUGUCCAGCAAGGUGAUCAUCCGCAUGUGUAAGAUCAUCGAUAAGACGUGUCUGUCUCCCACGCCUACCCUGGAGCAGCACCUGAUGUGGGAUGACAUCGCCAUCCUGGCCCGUUACAUGCUCAUGCUGUCCUUCAACAACUCUCUGGACGUGGCCACUCACCUGCCCUACCUGUUCCAUGUGGUCACGCUGCUGGUGGCCACCGGUCCCCUGUCCCUACGAGCCUCCACACACGGCCUGGUCAUCAACAUAAUCCACUCCCUCUGUACCUGCUCCCAGCUCAACUUCAGCGAGGAGACCAAGCAGGUCCUGAGGCUGAGCCUGACAGAGUUCUCCCUGCCUAAGUUCUACCUGCUGUUUGGCAUCAGUAAGGUCAAGUCUGCUGCGGUCAUCGCCUUCCGCUCCAGCUACCGCGACCGCUCCUUCUCCCCCGGCUCCUACGAGAGGGAGACCUUCGCCCUCUCCUCCCUGGAGACCGUCACUGAGGCCCUGCUGGAGAUCAUGGAGGCCUGUAUGAGGGACAUUCCUAGCUGUAAGUGGCUGGACCAGUGGACAGAGCUGGCUCAGAGGUUUGCGUUCCAGUACAACCCGUCCCUGCAGCCCAGAGCCCUGGUGGUGUUUGGCUGCAUCAGUAAGAGGGUGACCCACGGCCAGAUCAAACAGAUCAUCAGGAUCCUCAGCAAGGCCAGCCCCCUGCUCAGCAUAGACCGGGGUCUGGAGAGCUGUCUAAAGGGACCUGAUAACUACAACAGCCAGGUGUUAAUAGAAGCCACAGUCAUUGCUCUCACCAAGCUACAGCCGCUCCUCAACAAGGACUCCCCCAUGCACAAGGCUCUGUUCUGGGUGGCCGUGGCUGUGCUCCAGCUGGAUGAGGUCAACCUCUACUCUGCCGGCACCGCUCUGCUAGAGCAGAACCUCCACACACUGGACAGCCUCAGGGUCUUCAAUGACAAGAGUCCAGAGGAGGUGUUUAUGGAGAUCAGGAAGCCUCUGGAGUGGCACUGUAAACAGAUGGACCACUUCGUGGGCCUCAACUUCAACUCCAACUUCAACUUUGCACUAGUGGGUCAUCUGUUGAAAGGGUACAGACACCCCUCCCCCAACACAGUGGCGCGGACCAUCCGGAUCCUCCACACACUGCUGGCCUUGGUGGGAAAACACCUCAACUGUGACAAGUUUGAGGUGAACACCCAGAGUGUGGCUUACCUGGCAGCUCUCCUCACUGUCUCAGAGGAGGUCCGGAGCCGCUGUAGCCUCAAGCACAGGAAGUCCCUGCUCCUCUCAGAUGUUACCAUGGAGAAUGUUCCCAUGGACACGUACUCUGUGCACCACAGCGACCCCAGCUGCCGAACUCUUAGGGAGAGUCAGCCGUGGACGUCCCCCAAGGUGUCGGAGCGCUACUUAGUGGUCCACUACCCCACGGGGGGGCAGAUCAGCCCGCGCACACGGAAGUCCAUGAGCCUGGACAUGGGCCAGCCUUCCCAAGCAAACACUAAGAAACUGCUGGGCACUAGGAAGAGUUUUGAUCACUUGAUAUCAGACAGUAAAGCACCAAAGAGGCCAGAGAUGGAGUCUGGAAUCACCACGCCUCCAAAGAUGAGGAGGGUGGCGGAGAACGAUUAUGAGUGUCCAGAAUCGACCCAAAGAAUCUCCCACCAUACCCUGAGGAAGGUGUCUGUGUCAGAGUCCAACGUGCUGCUGGAUGAGGAGGUCCUCACAGACCCCAAGAUCCAGGCUCUGCUGCUCACUGUCCUGGCUACGUUGGUGAAGAAUACAACAGAUGAGUUUGACCAGAGAAUCCUCUACGAGUUUUUAGCUGAAGCUAGUGUUGUCUUCCCUAAAGUCUUUCCAGUUGUUCAUAACCUGCUGGACUCAAAGAUCAACACCCUCCUAUCACUGUGCCAGGACCCUAACCUCCUAAACCCCAUCCAUGGCAUCGUGCAGAGUAUGGUAUACCACGAGGAGUCACCCCCCCUGUACCAGCCCUCCUACCUGCAGAGCUUUGGGUUUAAUGGUCUAUGGAGAUUCGCUGGGCCCUUCUCAAAGCAAACCCAGUUCCCAGACUACGCUGAGCUAAUAGUGAAGUUCCUGGAUGCUUUGAUUGACACGUAUCUGCCGGGGAUCGACGAGGAGACGAGCGAGGAGUGUCUGCGUACGCCCACGUCGCCCUACCCCCCGCCGGUCCAGAGCCAGCUCAGCAUCACAGCCAACCUCAACCUCUCCAACUCCAUGACCUCACUGGCCACCUCCCAGCACUCCCCAGCUUCUCUGCCUUGCUCUAAGUCUGCCGUUUUCACCCCACACCUCGUCCGGCCAGGCAUCGACAAGGAGAACGUGGAGCUCUCUCCGACCACGGGUCACAGCAACAGCGGACGUACACGCCAUGGUUCUGCCAGCCAGGUGCAGAAACAGCGCAGUGCAGGCAGCUUCAAACGGCCCAGCAUCAAGAAGAUCGUAUGAGAGAUGCCCACCACUAGGACCACCCUACCAGGGCCGCCCAUGCCAGUCAUCAUGCUGCACUUCUACUCCAACUCUCCUGUCUUAUCGAUCUUUCUCUUUCUCUCUCUCUCUCUCUCAGCCUUGAUUCUCCUCAGUUUCCUUAUGUUGUUUUUUGCGUGUUUCUUUUACCCUAACCUGUCCUGUCAGCCAUAUUUGCUUGACGAUCAACAUAUAUUUAAGGACUGUCUGAAUAUGAUGCGUUGUUUUGUUUGUGAAGCAGUCAGUGUCUGAGUCUGGCGUUGUUUCGUUUGGUCUUUUUGUGUCACAUAAUGAGCUACAUUGGAAUCGUUUUUUUAAAAACAGCAUUAAUUGAAAGAAAGCACUGACAUUGACAACACAGCAGAAACAGUAGGGAUCAUAGUAUCUGAAGCCAUUUUGUUGUCUUGGUUGAAUUUUCUAUCAUAAUGACAAAGUAUUAUGAGAACAAUUUCUGUGAUUUGCACAACGUUCUGUAAUUCAACAUGCAUGUACAUUUGUUUGUUUUUUGCCUUUAAGUGUUGUUAGAAGGACAUUUUUCUUCAAGCUGAGAGAGCUUUGACAAUUGGGCUGAACUAGAUCAAAGUAUAAGCUGCAAAUGUCUCUCAUUGAGACAUGGACAUGACAAUAGAGAUUGGACCUUGGGACCCAGUGUUGAGGAAAGGGAUCCCUCUCACCCACCAUCACUGCAGAGGGAGAGCACUACCCUGAAACACACACACACACUGUUCUGGAGGAAAUCACUGAAAGCACUAAAACCAUCCUGUAUUUGCAACAUCUGUGAAAAGCAUGGCCAAUAACAGACAUUAGUGGUUUACUGUGCUGUGGGGGCUGGAUGAUCAAUUUGCUCUGUUUGAGCUUUGUCAGACACAAUCCAAUGAUGGCCAAGCCAUGUGUCUUCAUUGGUUAUUGAUUGUCCAAGCUGUGGGGAUUCUUCUUGAUUAGGCAGUAUUUUUAUUCUCACAUGAUGGAGUGCCAGAGAGGGUCAACUAGACAGGCCACUCUGGUGUUGGAGGACAGCAGCCCUGCAGGUUUCAGAACUUAAGCUUUUAAUCAGCACGCUGUUCACGUUUCACAACACUAUGUCAGGGAAAGUUGGGAAGGAAAAUCUGGAGGAAAAACAGGAAUAGACCAUGUCCUCUUAUGUUGGAAUGGACAUUGAAAAUCCGCCUUAGCUUUGAGACUUGAAAUGUAUAAUAUCUAUAGUGGUAGUCUCAGUUGUAAUUGUCUCAUUCUUGCCCACACUUACUGUAAACACAUAUAUAUAUAUAUAUAUAUAUGCACACACAACACACAUUUGGGAGGUUGUUUUGUUCAUUGUGUGCCUUUUCUAGGGUUUUUGUGUGUGUACCGUAUAUAUACAGUACCAGUCAAGUUUGAACUCACCCACUCAUUCAAGGGUUUUUCUUUGUUUUUACAAUUUUCUACAUUGUAGAAUAUUAGUGAAGACAUUAACACUAUGAAAUUACACAUGGAAUCAUGUAGUAACCAAAAACGUGUUAAAAAAAUCUAAAUAUAUUUUAUAUUUAAGAUUCUUCAAAGUAGCCACCCUUUGCCUGAUGACAGCUUUGCACACUCUUGGUAUUCUCUCUUCACCUGGAAUGCUUUUCCAAUACUCUUGAAGGAGAUGCUUAGCACUUUUUGGCUGUUUUUACUUCACGCUGUGUUCCAACUCAUCCCAAACCAUCUCAAUUGGGUUGUGGUUGGGUGAUUUGUGGAGGCCAGGUCAUCUGAUGCAGCACUCCAUCACUCUCCUUCUUGGUCAAAUAGCCCUUACACAGCCUGGAGGUGUGUUGGGUCAUUGUCCUGUAGAAAAACAAAGGCUAGUCCCAUUAAGCGCAAACCAGAUGGGAUGGUGUAUCGCUGCAGAAUGCUGUGGUAGCCAUGCUGGUUGUGUGCCUUGAAUUCUAAAUAAAUCACAGUGUCACCAGCAAACCAUCCCCACACCAUCACACCACCUCCAUGCAUCACGGUGGAAACCACACAUGCUGAGAUCAUACGUUCACCUACUCUGCGUUUCACAAAGACACGGCGGUUGGAACCAACAAUCUCAAAUUUGGACUCAUCAGACCAAAGGACAGAUUUCCACCGGUCUAAUGUCCGGUAUUCGUUAGUAGUGCUUUCUUUGCAGCAGUUUGACCAUGAAGGCUUGAUUCACACUGUCUCAUCUGAACAGUUGAUGUUGAGUUAUGUCUGUUACUUGAACUCUGAGAAGCAUUUAUUUGGGCUGCAAUCUGAGGUGCAGUUAACUCUAAUGAACUUAUCCUCUGUAGCAGAGGUAACUCUGGGUCUUCCUUUCCUGUGGCGGUACUCAUGAGAGCCAGUUUCAUCAUUGUGCUUGAUGGUUUUUGAGACUGCACUUGAAGAAACUUUCAAAGUUCUUGAGAUUUUCUGGAUUGACUGACCCUGACAUGUCUUAAAGUAAUGAUGGACUGUGAUUUCUCUUUGCUUAUUUUGAGAUGUUCUUGCCAUAAUCUGGACUUGGUCUUUUACUAAAUAGGGCUAUCUUCUGUAUACUACCCCUACCUUGUCACAACACAACUGAUUGGCUCAAAUGCAUUAAGAAGGAAAGAAAUUCCACAAAUUAACUUUUAACAAGGCACACAUGUUAAUUGAAAUACAUUCCAAGUGACUACCUCAUGAAACUGGUUGAGAGAAUGCCAAGAGUGUGCAACGCUGUCAUCAAGGAAACGGGUGGCUACUUUGUAGGAUCUCAAGUGUUAAAUAUAUUUAGAUUUGUUUAACACUUUUUUGGUUACUACAUGAUAUGUGUUAUUUCUUAGUUUUGAUGUCUUCACUAUUAUUCUACAAUGUAGAAAAUAGUACAAAUAAAGAAAAACCCUGGAAUUUGUAGGUGUGUUCAAACUUUUGACUGAUACAGUAUAUAAACACACACACACACAAUACCUUAUGAUACAAGUAUACAGUCAUUACUAAUCAGCUGCCUGACAAUAAUGAACCUGUAUGGUUAAAUAUUCAUGUAAAACAUUGUUAACAUUCGGUACCUCUUGUCAAAUAAGUAUUCAAACAAAGUCCAUGACUCUAGGGACCAGAUUUGCUGAGGGUUUGCAUCUACAAAUGUUGCACUUGUAUUUAAGACAAUGAAAUGUUGAAGUCACAACAGUAUUGUUUUCAGUUUGCUCUUUGUUUUGUGAAAAUUGGUGCCAAUUAUGUUCCGGGAUCAAAAGCUAAAGUAAAUCUGUCCCUGUUCUUGAUGUAAAUAGUAAAAUAAUGUAAGGUAAUUACAAUCAAAUUGUAUUGGUCGCAUACACAAUGAUAUAGUUAUGAAUUAUUUUAGAAUUUAAUUUAAUUGUAUAAUUGCAAAAUAAAUAUUUAAUUUGAAAGAUUAGAAAUAUGAAUUAAGUAAUAAGGCACAAGGUGUGGUAUAUUGCCAAUAUACCACGGCUAAGGGCUGUUCUUAAACACGAUGCAACGCUGAGUGCCUGGAUACACCCCUAGCCGUGGUAUAUUGGCCAUAUACCACAAACCCGAGGUGCCUUAUUGCUAUUAUAAACUGGUUACCAACGUAAUUAGAGCAGUAAAAAUAAAUAUUUUGUCAUAACUGUUAUAUACUGUCUGAUAUACCAAGGCUGUCAGCCAAUCAGCAUUCAGGGCUCAAACCACCCAGUUUAUAGUAAAAAAAUAUCCUAUGGUAGUAAUCACCUCAAGACACAUACCUACUGAAUAGUGUUUUCCAUGUUUAAAAUCAGCCUACUGAAAUGCUGCCAAAAAAAGCAUUGUAAGUCAGACAGUCUGUUCUCAGAUAGGAGAACUAUGUGUAUUGGGAGUAUAGCUGUACAGGGUUUUACUGGCCCUUCUUGCCAUUGUCUUCCCUCAUUAGUCGAUAGUGUGGCACGUGUAAAGGUAUAGGCAUAGGGGUCCCGUGAUGCAGUGCGGCAGGCCCUGGGAUGCUGCACCAAAGACUAGCUUGCAGUAGCAAAAGGAAAAUCUAACCUGUUCUGUGGUUUUAUCAUUUUUGACUUUCUCUGAGCCUUUUCAGUUGGUCCGAUAUGUAUUGCACAGAUAGACUGAACGUGUUUCAAACUGUAGAGACUUCCCUUUCUGUAACAACAAGGUGCAGUUUGUUGAGCAGCACAGGAGUCCUCUGGUUACACCUUUCAAUUUCUUGUGGAGCCUGGUUCCUCAUUUCUGCUGUUUGAGGUUACCAACGAGUGCCAUACAUUGACUUAGUCAUGGUUGUUUUGGAUGCUUGUGCCAACUCCUUCAGAAUGUUUUUUGUAAAGUACUUGUUAUCAUAAUGAUAAUCCUGGGGUAAAACACAAUUCCAUUAGAUGUUUUUGACUUGCCUCUGCUGAGGAGAGCAUGUGCAUUUUGUGCACUGAGUAGGAGUUGGUGUAUAAAAAUGAGUAUAGAGAUAGGAGGGAGGAUAUGAAGACUUGACAGUUUUAAAAAAACACUAGUGUUUUACUGGCCAUUUAGUUUGUCACAUACAUCCAGCCAUCUUAACAAUCAACAACCAUGCUCAACCAUACAUUUGUUUUCCUAUUCUAUUAAUCUGGUUUAGAUUUGACAUGACCACAAGAAAAUGAACAAUGUGCACACUUAGUUCUUUUUUCCAAAUUCAAAGUGUGUUGGUGCUGUUGAGCGGUAAUGAACCUUGUGUAAUGAAGUUGAACUCCAUGCCUGGAUUUUGUUUACAAAUAUUUUAUUAUACUUGAAUCAGGAGGAUAUAUGUCCAGAAGAAGCAGUUCCACAUCAUGGAAAGGGGGGAAAAUUAAGAUUUAAAGAUAAAAUGGAGCAAGUUUACCAAACGUAAUCAACAAGAUUUCAAAAGAUCUAGUGUGAAGGAAACCAAAGUUAAGGAACGGCAAUAUAGUACAAACAAACUCUAAAACUGUGUGUUGAUAAAGUCCAAUAUACUAACCCACAAAUAACAGUUUGCUUUUUUUUAUGGGAAUGAGAGAUGGUACAACUAGUGAAAGAGAGAUGGACCAAGCUAUGAAUCAAUGCUUUUUGCUUUUUAGUCAAAAUCGCAGCUUUCGUCAUCAUGUACUAUGAUGUGUGUAUCGUGAAAGUAUUAGUUAUUUAGCUCUGUCCUCAUCAGACUUUUAGGAACUGUACAGAUCUCUGUUUCAAGCGCAUAUGCUUUGAAGAGUGAACCCAACCAACUGUUUCUCUUUGAUAUUUCUUUAUUUUACAGUGUAUACCAGGCAGACAGAACACUUUGAUAACCCUAUCGUCAAUAGACCCCUUCUUCUCAGUGUCUCAUCUGAAAGGUUAGGCCGGAGGGAAUGUUUUCGCCUUGGUUUUACUUCAUGGAAAUGUGCCACUUUAAAGAACUGAAAGGAAUGAAUUCACAUACAACGUGUCCUGAAUUGAACAUGUCUGUACUUGAAGGCUCUAACAUGUAUUUGCAGCAGCAUAGGAGAGACAGUAUAUAGAUAUCAGCUAACCACUUUGUUCAAUGCAAAGGAUAAAACAAUUUUAAAAUGUAUUUUCUCUUCAAACGUUGCUCUGCAUCCAAAACUUUUUCAGCUGUAAUUUCUAUGCUUUACCAUUUUGAAAGGAAGUCCAAAUGGCUAUUCCUGUAUAUUAAAAGCGGUGUGAUAUCUCCUAAUUUGGCACAUCUCAAGGUUAUGCAAAAUAUUUUUAACCACUGGCCACAGUUUUACUGUUUCUUUUCUGCAUUUUUUUUACACAGUAAGCUCCACCUCUGUAAAUAAUUUUGUGUAAAAAUUGACAAAGGUAUAUUUACUACACUGUAAAUACAUGUGAUGAUAUAUUGUAUUAUUUAGCUUUUUGUAAAGCAGUUAGUUGCUGUACAUGUAAAACAUACAAAUUGAAUUAUUCUAGUGUUAGUAAUGAUGACCUCUCUCCAUCAUGUCACUGCAUUGUCAUUUACUAUAUUGAGGAAAAUAAAAGGUUCAAAUCGAGGAUAUAGAUGACUGUGUACUCUAAACCUCCACUGUAUGAUAGGUUGCUGUCCUCAUCUGACAUUUACAGAUUUUGCCCUAAUAAAUAAUUUCUGUCUGA
This is a messenger RNA of Salvelinus fontinalis (brook trout), 14535 nucleotides long. RefSeq names its product neurofibromin. The transcript is spliced from 58 exons. The record is from RefSeq and is a predicted model, not a curated record. Bases 184 to 8526 code for a protein of 2780 amino acids. Gene Ontology annotation, biological process: regulation of GTPase activity. Lineage: Eukaryota; Metazoa; Chordata; Actinopteri; Salmoniformes; Salmonidae.